This is a messenger RNA of Ostrea edulis (European flat oyster), 900 nucleotides long. RefSeq lists its product as uncharacterized. Bases 168 to 569 code for a protein of 133 amino acids. The transcript has 5 exons. The record is from RefSeq and is a predicted model, not a curated record. Lineage: Eukaryota; Metazoa; Mollusca; Bivalvia; Ostreida; Ostreidae.
UGACCUUGAUGCAUAUAGGUAGACGUGUCGGGAGCUCGUGAAUGCGAAUUGGUGUGAGGUAUUGGUGGCAGUUGAAGGCUUUUGUUUACUUUUAAACCUUGCGUGGAACUGAACUGACGGGGAAAAACUACUGAUACAAUAGUGGAAUUGGACAUCUGAUAACGGAGAUGGAAAACAAGACAGUUUGUCAGGGGAAUACAAGAGUGCAUAAACCUGCGAAGUUUAAUGUUAACACUAGAAGAAUGGCAGUGGCAAAAAGCGAACACGUACAAAUAAGGUUAUCAAAGCAACAGAAGAGCACAGAAGAACCUUAUCAAGAGAUGGCAAGGAUGCUCGGCAUCAACAAAUCUCCGUCAUUGAGGAAGAACAAGGAGUUUAUUUUGGACUCGUGCAUCGAAUUUAUAAAGAGAAGAAAACAGGAAAAAGCUAUGUAUGAAAAACAAGAGCAAAAAAAGAUCCGUAUGGAAGCGCUGUUGAAGAAGAUGGAUAUUGUAUUGAAGGUAUUGGAAUUAAAAUGGGAGCUUUGUGUAUUGUUGGAAGAGAUGAAAGCCAGCAGAGCAAGGGGAUAAAUGGUGCAAUUAAAUGUUUUGUUGAUAUACACACACCAUUCCUAAUCGUAAGAAAGAAUCGCUUCUAGAAAAGGUCUGAUAUCCAUGGAAUACAGAACUCGAUGAUUUGUAUUUUUGGUCCAUAUUUCGUAGUAAACAUGUUGUAAGCCUCAAUGGGAAUUUUAAAAAUAAAACUAUGUAUCGCAAACGCAUGUCAUUCUUAUUGUUGCAUUAAUUUUUAUUUACUCAGUACGCGAUUGAUUUACAUGUAUUUCAUUGUAACAUAAGCUUGAUUCUUUAUUUUCUUUUAAUUUAUUUUUCUUUUAUGUUAUUAAAGGAUUUUUGUAAUAUC